Pungitius pungitius (ninespine stickleback) is the source of this 1670-nucleotide messenger RNA. It is a transcript of the gene cep15, whose product is annotated as centrosomal protein 15. Bases 72 to 533 code for a protein of 153 amino acids. The transcript is spliced from 3 exons. Lineage: Eukaryota; Metazoa; Chordata; Actinopteri; Perciformes; Gasterosteidae. The record is from RefSeq and is a predicted model, not a curated record.
UGAAGUACACCGCUUUCCGGUCGUGGUAUGUGCUGUUAGCUUGACAGGCUAACUCAUUUCUACCAGCUAAUAUGUCUGCGUGUGUACUCCACGAAACGGGUCUGACUGAGAAACAUGAGAAAAUUUUAGGGCGGAGAGCGGAGCUCCUGCAGCAGAUGGAGGGUUCAGGAGAGCAGCUGUGCAGGCGGCGGCAAGUGGAGGAGUGUGAGGCGGCGCGCCGCAGGAACAGCACCCUGGUGCAGGUAAUAAGAGCAGCAUGCUGCACAGUGCAGAUUAAAGAGCUGACUGUGUGCUCUCUGUUCCUACAGGAUUUACAGAGGAUAGAAGACCGUCUCAGAGGGACGUGGCUGCCGCACCCACAUCUCCUGGCUCUGGAGACAAGAUACUGGGCGUCUGUGGAAGAAUCUCUCCCAGACUGGGAGAGAUUCUUCCUGGGUAAAGGCCCACCCCCUGCUCCUGGAACAGGACAGCCCCCCAGGAAAACACGCCUGCCACCUCGCCCUCAACCCAGGACGGGUCGAUUGGAGCGAUGACGCUAAGCAGGGCCCUGUAGUCAGAGAGAUUGGUGACCAAACCCCGGUGGAUCUCACACCCCAUUCAUUAGAAUACCACAGCCAUGAUGACAAGCUUUCAUGAACAAGCGUUUAUCUGUGGAUUGGAAAGAGAUUCCGUGACAAAAACUGUAGGAAAAGCAAAUCAGAAAGACAUCCACCGUCUAUUAAAAUGUAUCAGUCCACAACAGCCACCAGAUUUAAUAUUGAUUCAAGAAUCAAAUAUUGUUAUUAUGCAACAAUGCACAUUUUGUCCAUUUGUAACAGAACAAACACAUGACAAACAGUAAGACAUUCCUCGACAGCAUUUUGAGUCAAAUGAAUGAAUGAACAAAGGCAACAAAAACAACUCUUGGCGAAGAUAACACGGCAGACAUUUGAGGAGAACACCGUCCAUCAGCUGUGACUGCGUUGCAGCAGCACCAGGAGUCAUGAUGUCAACAAAGAGUGCUCCUCCUGUGGCCCUCCAGAGUCCCGAUGUCCACCAUCAUGAGCAGCUUCAUCUGGGUCCAGAUGGAUCCAAGUCUCUGCGAGGAUGUUGGCUCCAGUGUCACCGACCUCCGACUGCUUUGAGCCAUCUCCUUUUUCAGCGAGCAGGCAUCACACCGACAGAAGCAUGCUGGGUAGUGGAGUAGCCUCUGGUCCUAGCUCCUCCCUGCACAGUGUGGUGGCGUUUGACUGUGGGGAUCGUCUCAAAGUCCACUGCACACUUCCCUUUCGGAAGUUGAUGAAUUCAUUCUGUCAUAUGCCAUUAGUGAUAAAUCUAUUAAUCAACGCAUAAAGAGGAGUGAUGACCCUCAAGCCUACACUAAUCACUUUAAAUCUCAACUAAAGUGCUGAAAGACAACAUGUGUGUGCUGCAUCUAAUGAUCUCAUGAUGCCACUGGAUUCUAUUCUGUCUGUUAUUGUAAAAUGAGCAUCGUGGCCAGUUCUUUGUGUAAUUUGUUUAAUUUAGUGGAUGUUAAAGUUAUUUUAACACAACAUGCUUUAAAAUGAAAUCCAUUGCUUUACAUAAGAUAUAAUUCAACAGAAAUGUUAUAUUUGUGCGACUGCGAGUGGAAACAGCCUCCAGAAUAAACUCCUGCUGAGGCAGAGGAGCUGGACUUCCUUCAAGGAGCA